AUGUCAUACCGACAUCCGACUGGCCCAAUAUGGCGCGCCUUGAUUGGCUCGUCAAGGGCGAUGCGCCCGGCCUGGACAAUUCAAGCCAGCGCUUUGCGGCAUGCUUCCACCUCGAAAUGGCGAGAGCAACACAAACAUGGGAUCGACAAGGGCGCGGAUCGCGAGACGCCCGUUGCUUCUUCUAGCGACAAAGCGGAAACGAGCAUGGAAGACGGACCAAGCUCGCCUUCUGCGCAGAAGCCACGCAAACUUCCACCCCUGGUGCCGGGCAGAGGCGUAUCGGACGACUUUAUCAACGAGGCUCGACGCGACAUGCAGAUGCGAAAGAUGGUCUACGACGAGGCCGAUUUCAAGUGGCUGCGGGAGGCACGCUCGCAGAUCUACACGAUGAAUCUCAAGCACACCGAGCUGGCCACCGAGCACAAGGCCCUCACCACCGAGCUCAACCGCACCUUCCAGCUCGCGGCCGCAGCGGUCAAGAAGCCAAAGCAAAAGAAGGGCAAAAAGAGCCAGAGCGCCGCAAACAAGGAAGAGGAUGCAAACGAAGGAGCAACCUCCGAAUCUGCUCCUGCUUCGGCCGAAGACGAAGACCCGGCGAAGAAGAUGAUGGAAGAAGCCCAAGAGAAAACGAGGCAGCUGCGUGAUCGCGCCAAACAGGUCAAGGCCGAGCUGGUGGUGAUAACAAAGCAGCUGGAAGAGUUGCGUGAGCGAAGCUUGCAAAUUCGUCUGUCUUGGCCGAACAACUGCCAUCCGGACGUACCCAUCGGACCAGAAGAGAAUGCGGUGGUGGUGUCGGUGAAGGAUCCUCUCAACUUGCUGCCCACCCAAUUCGAUGCCAUGAAGGAGUCGUGGAACAAGUCGGCGAUUCAGAUCAAGGACUUUCCAUCAGGGCCGCCGCCCAAUCCGAAACGCGAGCAUCUCACGGUCGCCCAGUAUGCUAGACACGCCGAGGUGGACACAAUGUCGGGGCUGUUGGCCACCGGAAGCUCGUGGCCGUAUCUGCUGGGCAACCUCAGCAUGCUCGAGCAUGCGCUGACGCAGUAUGCCAUGUCCAAGGUGGUGAAGAAAGGCUUCCUGGCAGUCUCGCCUCCGGAUGUGGUGCGUGCGGAUCUGGCCGACCGGUGCGGAUUCCGUCCUCGAGACGAGAAAGCCAGGCAGACCUACUUUAUCGAAGGAGUCCCACGCAAAAAACUCCAGAAAGAAGCAUCUGCCAAACAGGCCGACGAGGAAGCGUCAAACGCGAGCGGCGAGCUUUGCUUGGCGGCUACUGCCGAGAUCCCGCUGGCAGGUCUCCUCGCUGGACGUCUGUUUGAAAGGUUCAGCAAGGUGCGCACCACGAGCUCCGCCAAAUCGCACAGGUCUUUGAUAGAAGGAACCUACCUGCCGAUCAAGCUGGCUGCGCUUGGACACGCCUUCCGCGCCGAGGCGGGAGCGCGCGGCUCGGACACGCGCGGACUUUAUCGCGUGCAUCAGUUCAGCAAGGUCGAGAUGUUUGUAGUGACCAAGGGGUUCCAGAACAGGAGCGACGAGAUGCUGGAGGAGCUGCGUGACAUCCAGGAGGAGGUGAUCAGCGGGCUGGGUCUGCCGUACCGCGUACUGGACAUGCCGACGGAGGAGUUGGGCGCGAGCGCGUAUCGCAAGUACGACAUCGAGGUGUGGAUGCCCGGCCGCGGCUCGUGGGGCGAGGUGUCGUCGGCAUCCAACUGCACGGCGUAUCAGGCGUUGCGACUCGGCAUCCGGCAGAAGCGCGGGCCACCCGCGUCGUCUGCCACCUCGGCUGACGACCCGGCUGACAGGGCGUCCGACGAAGCGUCCGACAAGGCGUCCGACAGCUCGCUGGACAAGGCGUCCCCACAACCGCCGAGUGAAGGCGCUAGUUACCCGUUGCAUACGUUGAAUGCGACCGCGGCGGCGAUUCCGCGCCUGAUCGUGGCGAUCCUGGAGAAUCACGGAUUGGACAAGGGCAAGCUGGUGCUGCCGGACACGCUCAAGCCCUUCUGGUUGGCAGGCGAGCACGAUCGCAACGUCACGUGGCGGUACACGGGCAAGCUCAAAGGUCCGCCGCGGUCGCGUCUGCAGCGUGCGCUGAUGCGCGUGCGCUCGAUCGCCCGGAAGAACGGCACGGAUGCACCGACCAUGAUGGCCUCGUUCCUCAUCCUUCACGAACUCACCGCGCUGGUUCCGCUCGUGGUGCUCUUCUACGUGUUUGGCGCGCUGGGCGUAGGAACGGCAGUGCUGCAGUGGCUGCUGGGAGAUGCGGAUCCAAGCGCCGAAGACGAGAGCAUGGGAGCGCGUCUUCGUUCCUGGGCUCGACGAAAGGAGGAGCGCUUCGAGCGUUACUGCCGAAGGAAGGGCUACCUUGGAUUCGAAAAGCAAGAUGCCGAGACAAUCGAGCAGGCUCAGGACGUCGGCGACACGAGUCGCGUUGCAGCUUCGUUUGCCAACAUGGUCGCCGCCUACAUCCUGGUCAAGGCCUUGAUUCCGCUGCGGAUCGGCGCCUCCGUGGCGCUCGCCGCUCCCUUCUCACGCACCGUGCUUGAGCCGCUCAAGGGCGUCACACGCCGCAUCUUCAGGCGUCGCGCGACUCCAACGCGAGCAUGA
Moesziomyces aphidis is the source of this 2601-nucleotide messenger RNA. NCBI's taxonomy places the organism in Eukaryota, Fungi, Basidiomycota, Ustilaginomycetes, Ustilaginales, Ustilaginaceae. The record is from the annotation of a GenBank genome assembly.